ACCAAAGUUUCACAACAAAAACGUUAGAAAAACAAAUUCCAACAGGCCCCAAUCUAUACACUACCUCGGUUCGUGCCACCACCUCUGUGAGAUCCUCGCCUGGCAAACCAUCGACUGAUGGGAUCUCCGAAAGCUACGGUGGAUUUCCGUUCCAGAUCAGCUGCUGCUCUCAACUGAUAAAUCCCUUGAUUGACUCCACCGCAAUUCCCCAAUUCAAUUUACCUGCUUCGAUUUGUAGCUGGUUCGUUGACCUAAUCGUCUCACUUGACGCCGAAGUGAUCCCCUGAAUCAUCUUCCGGUCACCGGUGUCGCCUUCGUUGAGUUUCUGAUCUGAUCCAUCUCAACGUUGCAUCGAGCCCCGGGGUAUGAUUUGGCACCAUAUAGUAGCUGGUUGUACGAUUUUGAUGUCUCUUGGAGUGUAUUAAGAAGCUGGGGCAAUUAUGGGGUGCCCAAAUCAGCAGUCUGUAGGCAAUGCAUUUAUGGGAGAGCCCAAGAACUGUUCUGUAAGGCCAUCCAGAGGUGGUUUAGCAUGUAUGGUCAAUUCCGAAAUAGGGGCAGUGUUGGCAGUGAUGAGGAGAAAUGUAAGAUGGGGAGUUCGCUAUAUAGAAGAAGAUGAUCACAUAGAGCACUCUCUUGUCCAGUCCUUUAAGAAACUGCGGAAGCAAAUUUUCUCAUGGCAGAACCGGUGGGACACUAUAAGUUCAAUCCUGUACCUCCAGCCUUUCUUGGAUGUCAUCCAAUCUGAUGAAACUGGUGCACCGAUCACUGGUGUGGCUUUGUCUUCUGUAUACAAAAUCUUGACUCUUGACAUACUUGAUACAGAUUAUGUGAAUGUCGAUGAUGCUUUGCAUCUGAUAGUUGAUGCUGUGACACGCUGCCGGUUUGAGGUGACUGAUCCUGCCUCUGAAGAAGUGGUACUCAUGAAAAUACUUCAGGUUCUCUUGGCUUGUAUGAAAAAUAAGUCAUCGGUUAAGUUGAGUAACCAGCACGUAUGCAACAUCAUAAAUACUUGCUUUCGUGUAGUACAUCAAGCAAGCUCUAAAAGUGAAUUGUUGCAGAGGAUAGCACGUCACACAAUGCAUGAACUGAUUCGGCACAUUUUUUCCCGCCUGCCUGAUAUUGACGGUGGAGAACAUGCACCAACUCAGGGAGGCAGCUUGUACAUUAAGGAGGAGGUGGGUGCAUCAGAUGUGGAUCACACUCAUGAAAAUAAACAACUAAAUAAUGGCAGUGGCAGUUCGGUAAAUAAAGGUUCACCUGUGGUUGGGGUUGCUUCAAAUGUUUCAUUGGAUGCAACUGAGGUUGGCGAGGUGAAGGAGGCUUCUCAAAGUGGAGGGCAUGUAUUAAUGGAGCCGUAUGGGAUCUCGUGUAUGGUGGAGAUAUUUCACUUCCUAUGUUCUCUUUUGAAUGUCAUGGAGCGCGUUGAAAUUGGUCCAAGGUCCAAUCCUAUAGCUUAUGAUGAAGAUGUUCCUCUAUUUGCGUUAGGUUUAAUCAAUUCCGCCAUUGAGUUGGGUGGAUCAUGCAUUGGGCAACACCCCAAGUUACUGGACUUGAUAAAGGACGAACUUUUUAAUAAUCUGAUGCAGUUUGCGUUGUCAAUGAGUCCGCUGAUCCUUUCAACUGUAUGUAGCAUUGGUUUUAACUUGUAUUACCAUCUGCGUUCCAAGCUGAAACUACAACUUGAAGCUUUCUUCUCUUCUGUUCUUGUAAGAAUUGCAAAAAGCAAGCAUGGAGCAUCAUCCCAACUACAGGAGGUUGCUAUGGAGACUCUUGUUGACCUUUGUAGGCAGCAAGAAUUCGUGGCUGAGAUGUAUGCCAACUUUGAUUGUGAUAUAUCAUGCACCAAUGUGUUUGAAGACAUUGCCAACCUUUUGUCAAAAAGUGCAUUUCCAGUGAAUGGCCCUCUAUCUGCCAUUCAUGUACUUGCUUUGGAUGGUUUGAUCGCAAUGAUUCAAGGUAUGGCUGAACGGGUGGAAAACGAUUUUCCUGCUCCAGAAAUAGCUCCACUGGAUCAUGAGGAAUAUAAGCCAUUUUGGACGGUAAAAUGCGAAAACCGUGAUGACCCUAAUCAGUGGGUUGCAUUUCAACGUGAAAGGAAGCAGAUAAAGAGAAAGUUGAUGGUUGGAGUGGAUCACUUUAACAGGGAUCCGAAGAAGGGUUUUGAGUUCCUACAGAGGAUGCAUUUGUUGCCUGAUAAGCUUGACAAGAAAAGUGUAGCCUACUUCUUUAGGUACACAACGGGAUUGGAUAAGAAUCUUGUUGGAGAUUUCUUGGGAAACCAUGAUGAAUUUUGUAUCGAAGUGCUUCAUGAAUUUGUUGGAUUGUUCAAUUUUCAAGAAAUGAAUUUGGACACUGCGUUGCGCGUUUUCUUGGAAACUUUUCGAUUACCUGGGGAAUCACAGAAGAUACAUAGGGUGCUAGAGGCAUUUGCAGAGCGGUAUUACGAGCAAUCGCCGCACAUUCUAGCGGAUAAAGAUGCUGCGUUCGUGUUGUCGUAUUCUCUCAUACUGCUAAACACAGAUCAACACAAUGCACAGAUCAAAAAGAAGAUGACUGAGGAAGAUUUUAUCCGCAACAAUCGGCGCAUAAAUGGGGGCAAUGAUCUGCCGCGAGAGUACCUUUCUGAACUUUACCACUCCGUAUGUCAGACUGAGAUACGCCUGACCCCUGAUCAGGGUUCUGGCUUUCCAAUCAUGACAAGAAGCCAUUGGAUUGGUCUAAUGCACGAUUCCAAACCAGCUGCUCCAUUUGUCAGCUGUGAUUUUGGAGCACGCCUUGACUACGACACAUUUGCUAUCAUAUCUGGUCCUACAAUUGCUGCUAUUUCUGUAGUUUUUGAUCACGUUGAGCGGGAAGAUGUGUUAGAAACAUGCAUUGAAGGAUUCUUGUCCAUUGCAAAAAUUUCGGCUUAUCACCACCUUGACCAGGUUUUAGAUGAUGUGGUUGUAUCUCUUUGUAAGUUCACAACCCUCUUACAUCCUUUAUCUGUCGAAGAAUUUGUUCCUGCUUUUGGCGAUGACACUAAAGCUAGAAUGGCGACAGUAGCAGUUUUCAACAUAGCAAAUAGGUACGGUGACCUUAUCCGAUCUGGUUGGAAAAACAUCGUGGAUUGUGUUUUAAGCUUGCACAGGCUGGGGUUUCUCCCCCGUGUUGCCAGCGAUGGAGUCGAUGAUCCAAAACCCUCUUCUGACUCGGAUCGAGGGGGGCCCGCUACGAGUUCCACACCACCAUCUCGUAUCCCAGCAACAGUGCCUUCUAGGAAGUCAUCGGGUCUGAUCGGACGGUUCAGCCAACUCUUGUAUCUUGAUACUGAGGACCCCAUGCCACAACCGUCUGAAGAACAACUUGCAGCUCAUCAGAACAUUCUCCAGAUAAUUCAAAGUUGCCACAUCGACAGCAUAUUUACUGAAAGUAAGUUUUUGCAAGCUGAUUCCCUAGUACAUCUUUCUAGGGCAAUCGUCUUGGCUGCUGGGCGAGAUCGUAAACGGACUAACUCCGCCGAAGAGGAAGAAAUUGCCGUCUUUUGUCUGGAGUUGCUUAUUGGAAUCACACUGAAUAACAGGGAUAGGUUUACGCUUCUUUGGCAAGGUGUUUAUGACCAUAUAGCUAAUGUUGUCCACUCAACCCUAGUGCCUUGUUCUCUGGCAGAAAAAGCUGUGUUUGGACUCCUCCGAAUAUGUCAGCGGCUUCUUCCUUAUAAGGAAACUCUAACCGAUGAGCUUCUCAAGUCUUUGCAACUGAUUUUGAAACUAGACGCUCGCGUCGCUGAUGCGUAUUGUGAACACAUCACUCAGGAAGUCAUGCACCUCGUGAAAGGAAACGCGAUGCAGAUAAGAUCACACGUAGGGUGGCGCACGAUUACUUCCUUGCUCUCUAUCACCGCCCGACAUCCCGAAGCAUCUGAAUUAGGGUUUGAGACACUUUCGUUUGUUAUGGCUGAUGGUGCCUACCUUUUGCCGGCUAAUUAUGUUCUUUGUGUGAACGCGGCUCGGCAGUUUGCUGAAUCUCGAGUUGGGCAUGUCGAAAGGUCUGUCAAAUCCUUGGAUUUGAUGGCGGGGUCCGUUGUCUGUCUAGUAAAAUGGUCUUUUAAGACCAAGGAAGCUUCUAUGGAGGAGGCUAAGAAAUUGUCCGAGGAUUUAGGGGAGAUGUGGAUGAGGUUGGUACUCGGACUCAGGAAGGUGUGUUUGGAUCCAAGAGAGGAGGUGAGAAACCAUGCGAUUUUGUCCUUGCAGCGGUGCUUAACCGGAGUGAAUGAGGUCGUCCUUCCAAGCGAGUCGUGGGUGCAGUGUUUAGAUUUGGUGAUAUUAAAAUUACUUGACGACUUAUUAGAAAUUGCACUGGAGAAUUCUCCAAAAGACUAUGGAAACAUAGAGAGGUCCCUCGCUCUGUCUAUGAAACUCCUGUCCAAAGCAUUUUUACAAUUCCUUCAAAAUCUCUCAAAAUCUGAAUCUUUCUGCAAAUUGUGGGUGGGGGUUCUUAAUUGCAUGGAGAGAUACAUGAAACUGAAAUUCAGAGGGAAACGGAGCGAGAAGAUCCAUGAACUAGUCCCUGAGCUUUUGAAGAACACUUUGCUUGUAAUGAAGACGAAGGGGAUUCUUGCACCGGGUGACGACAUCAGUGGGGACAGUUUUUGGCAACUGACUUGGUUACAUGUGAAGAAUAUAGCUCCAUCUUUGCAAGGAGAAGUGUUUCCGGGAAAAGAAUUGGAGCAGUUGGCGAAAAAGCAUUUUAAAGCAGCGGAUAGUCCAAUAUCUGAGGGGAACCAACUUGUUCCAUCAGGUGAAACCAAAGCUUGAAAGUAGUUCUCAUAAACAUUUAUACGGCCUUAGUGUUCUAUAACUUGUCAAAAAUCUAGACCUAUUAGUAGUUGGGGAACCAAGAUAUUAUCGCCGAGAUGUGGGAACUCAUCAAAUCUGAGAGUUGUGGAACCUACGAGUACGAGCAGCAAGUAUGGGGACGAAGAUGCGUCGGUGGUGGUUGACACUUUGACAGUGUAGUCUUCAAUUCUUUGUCAUAAUGUUUCUUCAGCUUAUGUGCUUUACUUCAACUUCAAUCUCCAUUAAUCUGAGAGGAGUGAUUCUUCUUUGGAAAGUGUUUUUGCAUUUGGUGGCCCUUGCUCUGUUGUUUUCGGUUAAGGUCCCCAGUUUUGUAUUGCAUAAAAGACUACUUAUACUGAACCGAGAUAGUUACUAUUAUACCAUCUUUCUUUCGGUACAUUCUGUAUUACUAUAUCUCAGUAAUAUGAUACAGUUCAUCCA
This is a messenger RNA of Rhododendron vialii, 5258 nucleotides long. RefSeq names its product ARF guanine-nucleotide exchange factor GNOM-like. The transcript has 3 exons. Lineage: Eukaryota; Viridiplantae; Streptophyta; Magnoliopsida; Ericales; Ericaceae. The record is from RefSeq and is a predicted model, not a curated record. Gene Ontology annotation, biological process: regulation of ARF protein signal transduction. Bases 441 to 4796 code for a protein of 1451 amino acids. Gene Ontology annotation, molecular function: guanyl-nucleotide exchange factor activity.